GAAAGCUAUGGGUGCUAUUGACAAUUUUCGUGCGCUGAGGCUGGCUGCGACUAAAUACGGUUCCUCUAGGGUCCGUUAUUAUGGUAUUGUUUCUUCGGUACCAGGUCGCAAUCCUAGCCUUGGCAGUGCUGUAAUUUCAUUACCAAAAUCUUCUGUAGGAACCGUUCGUUGCUAUGUGAAUUUAGGUCGUGAAUGGAAGCCUGUGCGCAACCAGUACACUAAGUAUCGUAUAUCGAAGCCGUGGACUGCAGACAGCACCUAUGACGAUAUAUUCCUCGCUGAGCCUUCUAGGGACGAUCUGUAUCCAUUUUCUAAGGAUAUGCCACUAUUCCUUAAAUUCCUGAAGUUAUUGACAAAAGCUCAGAACAGGAAGGAAUCGUUUGUUGAGUUUGCUAAGCGGUGUGAAAACGGUCUCGUUGUCGAAAAGGAUGUGUACGUGACCAAGGCCGAGCUGGUUGACUGCAUGUGGCGCAAUGGUUAUUCCGAGGAAGAGAUUGACGCUGUUAAGUUAGGUUUUCCUGAUGACUAUCGCUUCCACUAUCCUGAGUUGGCGGUUAUGUUUGAGCUUACUGAGUCUGACUGUUACCAGUACUGCCUAAAGCAGCGUGCUUCCAACCCUGAGGAGUUGGUGGAGCUCAAACUUAAGAAACCUCAAAAUCUGAUUUCAAGUUACGGUCUCAUUUUUUUGGGAUGCUGGUUUGGGUUGAGUAACGCGGUUCUGGGCAAUGCUUGGUUCUUUGCUAAGACACUUCCGUUUGGUGCUGUAUUUUACAUGUUGGCAGCAUACUUCCAGAAGACUUUGAAAGAGAUGUCUUGGAAGGAGGAGAAUGCCCUGAUUGACAAGGCCAAGGAGGAGAAGGACUACUGUGAGGAUGCUAUUUACAACCAGUUAACUCGUUACAUGGACACUUCCAAGUGUGCUGAGUACGUCGACCAAUUUAGACACGAGGUAUCCCACCGCAUGAAGGAGUACCGUGUAGCUCUACUUCAGCACAUGAAGAGUGAAUCGUCACGUUUAAUGAACGAGCGGCUGCAGAAUAUGCUUUUACAGGAGAGUGCCAUGUCCCGAUCGGUGCAAAAAACAAUGGUCGAUGAACUCAUGGCUGUAUUCCAUGAGACCUUUCAGAAAACUCCGAAACUACAGGAUGCUGCCAUUACAUCGGCAAUUUCUGAAAUUGCUGGUGACCCUAAUAAGCGUGACCCCGUCUUCACUUUCUUUAAUGACGGCUUGGCUGCAUUCCGCAGUGGCAAGCCAAGCGAGAUUGUCAAGCGUUGCAAGACGGCUUUUGACGCUCGUGAGAGUGAAUUUUUAGAUUCAUUUACAGUUGGUGAGCAUGAGGCUGCUGAGGUCAGUGCCUUGGCAAAGCAGUGCAAGAGUGGUGAUACUUUUGAUUUAUCACUGCUCUCGGAUGACCAGAUGAAGCGCGUUCAGCACUUGUUCAAUUUAUUUAACCAAAGGUUUGGUUACUAUGUCCCUGACGUUGCAGGCGCGGUGGCCGCUAUGGGCCGUGAGGGCGAGGCCUUCAUUGACGGCGUCAACAAGGAGGUUGCGCGCUGUGCUGAUGAGGUCAGGCGAUCGCGUUUAGUUGCCUUUUUGCAGGCAUUUCUUUAACAUCACUCCGUCCGGCUGCCGCGCACGAUGCGUGUGAACAGCGCAUGGAAGCCUACGAACGUGACGCUGUAGAUUACGAACAGCGG
Molecule: messenger RNA, 1698 nt
Organism: Babesia bovis T2Bo
Lineage: Eukaryota; Apicomplexa; Aconoidasida; Piroplasmida; Babesiidae
Product: putative integral membrane protein
Exons: 5
Coding region: 8-1612 (534 amino acids)
Source: RefSeq, a predicted model, not a curated record